UUCUUCUUGUUCGUAACGGAGAACCGCAAUUUCAGCAUUAAUCCGACGAGAUUAAAUCGGAUCAAUUUAUUGCAUAUUUAAAGGAUUCCUCUUCUGUCACCUAAAUUUGCGAUACUAUUAUAUCUGCUGAAGUGAGUUUUGAGUUUGUUUAUCGAGUAUACGUGUAUAAUCGAUUGAGACGAUUUGCGUAGAAAGUAGCACGACCUGCUGACAUGUCCGGAACAAAAUGAUCCGGCUUUCGACUUAAUCCGGUGCCAAUUUUUCUAUUUUUAUUCCAGCCGUGCCACAUUUUUCGGCGCGGAAACGUCCAAAUUUACCAAUUCCCAAUGGGGUGGGUAUCGACGAAGACGCAUUGCCAGUGCAACGGCAACCACGGUGCACCGCCGAGAGUGCAGGAAUGCGUCCCGUCAAAGGAACUCCUGUCGGCAUGCGCUCCCAUCAUAACGACCGCAGUGAAGUCCACUUGUGGAGUAAGACGGAUGUUCGUCUCUGCCUUCAUCCUCAUCUUUUUGUUGGCCGUUAUAUAUUGGUUAUCCACUCCGCACCAGCGAGCGUAUCCCUUACGCCAACCAAUGAGACUUCAAGCGCAAUCUUCUAGAAGUACCGGAGUGCCGGAGUGAACGAAAGUCACGGUAACAUCGCUCGACAAUUUUAUAACUUCUUUACGAAACAAUAAGCGAGGUGAUUCAGAGAAGGCAGAGAAUUGAGCAAAGGUUGCGCUACUCGACCAUGGUUGCGCGUUUCCCCUCAAGAUUAUAAUUCUUUUCCAGUCCGAGUGAUUGUAUCCGCGAUAUCGAGGAAAUGCAUGCGUCCUGAUUAAACAUUACGGGCAAUGUUUUAAAUUCAAUUUGUUAUCGCGCGAGAUUCGAUCACGCACUUUACGAGAUGACGUGUAUCGCUCGUGAGUUUACAAUUACAAUUGUAAUCUAAAAUAAUGCUCCAAUAAACGUGUGUCUCUCUCUCUCUCUCUCUCUCUCUCUC
Harpegnathos saltator (Jerdon's jumping ant) is the source of this 981-nucleotide messenger RNA. RefSeq lists its product as uncharacterized. NCBI's taxonomy places the organism in Eukaryota, Metazoa, Arthropoda, Insecta, Hymenoptera, Formicidae. The coding region runs from base 327 to 620 and encodes 97 amino acids. The transcript has a single exon. The record is from RefSeq and is a predicted model, not a curated record.